UGAGAUCUACUGGAGGAUACGUCUCUCACCUGCACGUGUCCCUGGUGCCGCGCCGCGAUGGCCGGCUGCACCAGCCGCUGCAGGCAGGGGGUGCUCAAGCUAAUCCAGUCCCUGCAGAGAUUGGUCUCAGGAACCCUGACAAAAGAUAAAUUGGAAGAUGAGCUGGAGAUGACUAUGGUGUGCCACAGGCCCGAAGGGCUUGAACAGUUAGAAGCUCAAACUAACUUCACAAAACAGGAGCUACAGAUCCUCUACAGAGGUUUCAAAAAUGAAUGUCCAAGUGGAGUUGUAAAUGAGGAAACUUUUAAACACAUCUACGCCCAAUUUUUUCCUCAUGGAGAUGCAAGUAUGUAUGCACAUUAUCUUUUCAACGCUUUUGACACUUCAAACAACGGCUCCAUUAAGUUUAAGGACUUUGUUAUGGGCUUGUCCAUACUGCUUCGGGGGACACUGAGAGAAAAGCUGGAGUGGACAUUUCACCUUUAUGACAUCAACAGAGACGGCUACAUAAACAGAGAAGAAAUGACUGAGAUUGUGAGGGCUAUUUACGACAUGAUGGGGAAGUACACAUACCCUGUGCUGAAGGGUGAUGUCCCACAGCAACAUGUGGACACAUUUUUUCAGAAGAUGGAUAAAAACAAAGAUGGAGUCGUGACUUUGGAGGAGUUUAUCAUAGCCUGCCAGGAGGAUGAAACCAUGAUGACAUCCAUGCAGCUUUUUGAAAAUGUGAUGUAGGGAAAGAGGCGAUGAUGGUGAAGUAAAAAAAAAAGCAAAAAAAGAUAGCCUGGAAUGUUUGUGUGUAAGCGUGCACAUGUGUAGUACAUCUAGCCUCUCCUCCUGUUGUUAUCCAGCAGUCAUGUGGAUAUGAACCUGGACUGUGACUGGUCAUUUUUUGUCCUUUUUUGAACUCCGAUCAUACUUUUUGGCCCUCUGUGGAGUGUCAUCACACAAUACAGAUGGAAGAAAGUGACAUAUUUGCACAUAAGCACAUCACUCUCAGCCCUGACUUGACAACUGGCUUUUAAAUGAUAAAGAUGCUCCUGUUUUCCAAGGCUGCUCCAUUCCAGCAAAAGAGUGAGUUAUCAACAAGCUGUUUUCUGCAAAGUAAAGCGGCUUGCUUUAACAAUAGCUUUUAAAUCAUCUCCAGGAGAAAGAACUUGGAUAUGCCUCUCUUGGCCGACACUGGAUAAGAUGUAUUUCAGUUAUGUCUGUUCCUUUGUUGUUGUGACUCUUGUGCUUUUGUGUUUGCUGGCUUCAUUGUCAAAUCUGAUGCUUAUUGUUGGAAUCUGUCUGACAUCUCACAGUUCCUAUAUUGUGCACAUGUAAAUGUGUCCAACUUUAUUUUUUUUAAUGAAAACAGAGACUCUUGCCGACUUUUGCCUGCUGCUCCAUUUGUGAUGGUCAAAUAUUUGUGUUGUCAAAAAAGGAAAAUAUUAUAGGAAAUAUGCAUAAAUUUUAAAAUUUCAUGUUGAAGUGUUGGCAAAGCAGUGACCUUGAAUUACAAAACAGGAGAAAACUAUAUUUUAUUUGCACAGCUGAGUGGGGUGAUCAGGGUGGAAUUCAGACAUCCCAAUGUUCUGAUAAAAUCCAGACUUCAGAAUGUUAUCAAAAGGUUUUGGGUGAUGUAAGUGCUUCGUCAGAAUGACAGCGCUGGAAAGUGCUGAGAGCAGCUCUGAGUGCAUUAAUGAACCAAGCUGUGAUGUCGCCCUCAUACAGAUUCACACAGAGCGACUCAUGCAGUCGUCACAAGUCUGGAAACACGACCCAAUAUGAAAACACGCCAGAACCUAGUACUUCUAACACCUAAAUUAUUAACCACUUUUUAAAAUUAUUUUAUUUUGCUUCAUGGCCCACCUGGGUGACAUCACAGUCUUGCUUCUGUGAUUUGUUGUUUUGGAACAGAGUUGUUACAUUUCACAAAAAAACAUAUAUUAAGACAUAAGAUUAAAUUUGUGACUUCUCUUAAA
Molecule: messenger RNA, 1967 nt
Organism: Thalassophryne amazonica
Lineage: Eukaryota; Metazoa; Chordata; Actinopteri; Batrachoidiformes; Batrachoididae
Gene: kcnip1b
Product: Kv channel interacting protein 1 b
Exons: 8
Coding region: 58-735 (225 amino acids)
Biological process (GO): regulation of potassium ion transmembrane transport
Cellular component (GO): voltage-gated potassium channel complex
Molecular function (GO): calcium ion binding; potassium channel regulator activity; transmembrane transporter binding
Source: RefSeq, a predicted model, not a curated record